UUAGCUAAUUAAAGUUGUAAAAAUGAGUAAUUAUGAGAGACAUUUUUCAUCUUUUAAGAGACACGCUGGAGCGUUUGAAAAGAGAAAAAAAAUUCGUUACCUGACGUUAUACCAGCAAAAUAGUUCAUACCUGUGUUCAGACAUCAAAGCGAGAUAUUCUUUGGCACAUGCGUUUUCAAUUUGUUGUGAUGUUUGCUGGAAAUGAUUUUAUUAGUAUUUAGACAGCUUCCUUUGGGAGCGCAGUUGAAAACUAAUAAUUAAAACACCUGUUGAUUUCUUUCUGCUGCGGACAUGUAAUACUCUACGGCAGGUGUCCCAAAAACCAACCCACCAUGAGUCUGAUACCAUCAGGCGACGAUGUCCAAAAGCAUCAAAUUGAGACACUUGUCAGCCACUACUUCCAAAACGAAACGUACAAUCUCACCGACUCCGAAUACCAAAAUAUUUUAAAUUACAUCCGAACAAUUCGAAAUAAAAACAACGACACAAUUUUGUUGGACGAAAUCGAUACUGUAAACUGCGGCGACAAGUUAAAACACUGGUCUCAGAUUUACGCCAAACACGUCCAUCCUUACCUCGCAAUUGUUGUGUGUCUAAUUGGCAUUAUUACGAAUAUUACAAACGUCGUUGUCUUGACCAGAAAGGAGAUGGUUUGCACGCCAGUCAACCGCAUUCUCACUUCGCUGGCAACCACCGACAUCUUCCUGAUGGUCGAUUACAUACCCUAUGUGUACUACCAUUACUUGGUGUUGCCCAAGACGCUGGAUUUCCCCUUCAUUGGGGCUGUUUAUAUGUUGUUCCACGUGCAUUUCACUCAAACACUCCACACGACCUCAAUUUGCCUCACUCUGCUCUUAGCUGUGUGGAGGUAUCUGGCGUUGAGAUACCCGAACAAGAAGCGCAUUCUGUGCUCGGAGUUCCGGUGCACUCUCGGCAUUAGCCUAAGUUUUAUCCUUCCUGUAAUUUUGAGCAUUCCCACCUAUGUCACGUUCACCAUCCGAAGACGUGAAAUUUUGGAAGACAAUGUCACUUACAUACUGUACCACACAGACUUACGAGAGUCUUUCAAAUACGACAGACUCUACUUGCAAGGCCUUUUCUGGGUGUAUGGCGUUUUCCUGAAACUCUUACCUUGCGUUUUCCUCACUGUUAUCACCUUCUGGCUCAUUAAAACCCUGCUAAAGGCAAAGAAACAGCGACAAGUCGUGCGAACGUACGAUCAAGCGAACGAGAUAGAAAUCGACUGCCGAUUGUCGAAAAGCGAGCGAUGUGCCAAUCGGACCACAAAAAUGCUGGUUAUUGUCUUAUUCCUGUUCUUGAUUACCGAGAUUCCCCAAGGGAUUUUUGCGCUGCUUAUAGGGAUUAAAGGGAAACAGUUGUUUCUCAAAUGCUAUCAAAUUUACGGCGAGUUGAUGGAUAUUUUUGCACUCGUCAGUGGCGCUGUCAGUUUUAUUUUGUACUGUAGGAUGAAUACGAUGUUUAGGAUUACGUUUGGGCAACUGUGUAACUUGAAGUUUGCCAGACGGGACUAAUUGUUAACUGUUGUGCCUCAGUGUUUUCGUGUACAACCCGACUGUUUUCCAAUAAAAGUGCACAAUGUGAACGAGUAUUUUUAUUAAUCUUGAGUUGUUCCCAAAAAAGAAAAUAGGCGACCUAACGGAGAU
Messenger RNA from Tribolium castaneum (red flour beetle), 1664 nucleotides. RefSeq names its product probable G-protein coupled receptor B0563.6. NCBI's taxonomy places the organism in Eukaryota, Metazoa, Arthropoda, Insecta, Coleoptera, Tenebrionidae. Gene Ontology annotation, biological process: G protein-coupled receptor signaling pathway. Gene Ontology annotation, molecular function: G protein-coupled peptide receptor activity. Gene Ontology annotation, cellular component: plasma membrane. The transcript is spliced from 3 exons. Bases 333 to 1532 code for a protein of 399 amino acids. The record is from RefSeq and is a predicted model, not a curated record.